CGAAAAUUCAUGUCACACUCGAAAGGUAAACAUCAACAAAUAUUUAUGUAAAUUUCCAAUAUUUAAACCUUUUGAAUGAUACUGCCACGGACUGUGAUACUGCGAUGGAACUUUAAACAAAAACAUGACCUGAAGUCCUGAAUGGUUGAGUUCCUUGAACAGAAUCUGAACGAUUUGAAACUUUAGCCUGCAUCGAGCCAUAGUUGCUAUUCCAGGUGACAGUUGGUGAUAGACUCACAGAGACCAGAUUCUAUACAAAAAUAUAAGAAAGUAAAACAAUCACCUGAAUUUGUAGAGAUCUUUCAAGUUAUGAAAUACCUUCAUUGUUAUUAAAAGUAAUGCCAGUUUUAAUUGGCUCAGUUGCAUUUGAAUGUCGCGGACAAGACAAUUUUCUAUUCAAAAGCAAGCCAGUUUAGUUCACAGUUGACAAUUGAAAUCAAAAGUCUCUGUCAGAGACAAUAUUUCUAUAAAGGAAAUGGAAUACUCGGAUUUUUUCAUAUUGCUAAAUUCUAGGCGGAUUUUUGUGGACGAAGAAGUAGAUUUGGACAGAAUAAUUCUUGAUCGUCUCAUAAAAGACAAUGUUCCACACUCUCGAACAUUCACCAGUAUGGUCGACAGAUGUUUUCUUCCUAGCCCACAGAAUCAGUUUGAAAUAAAAAAUAGACAGAUGUCAAUUAACCAGUCAAAGCAUGGUGAAUCACACGUAGGAAAGAACAAGUCUGGUGUCACUCAAUAUGAUGAUGUUCCCAACAGAAGUGGAGGACAACCAGGUCGGAGUAGCUUUCAAGAGUCCAAAGAGGCUACAUUUUCACAAGGUCCAAGAAACUUUUGUAAUAAGCUUUCUAUGGAAGGAAACACUAGCUCCCUUGAUCCUAACACUGGAACUUUUACCAAAGCUUCUAUCAAACAUGAGACUAAUGGCUUUGAUAACAAUGAUCAAAUGCAUGGAACUUCAUCCAUGCACGCAAAUGGUACACUGGAAGCAUCAUGUAACAUUUCAAAUGUGUCUGACCAAAAAUUACUGAAGUCACGACAUCAAAGUCAUAAAAAAAUGAGCGGUAGCCAUACUGGCGAUGGCUUGAACACGUUACUGUAUGGGGGACCGAAAUAUACUGGUACAUUGAAAGAACAUUCACUUCAAGAGAAUCUGCAUGGACAAAACGAUCAAAAAUACUUCACUUCCUCAUCAGCCCACUAUCCCUCUUCCUCCUUGGCUGGGGUCAAUCCAUCAAAACCUCAUACGCGAGGUUUGAAAAGUGAAAAAUUACUUAAAUUGCUUUCAACGAGCCCAUCUGAAAUGAGGCAGUGUAGUAAAAACCCUGAGAUACAGCAGGACACUGAGAGAAAGAAAGAGAAACAACACCUGAUUGAUAAUAAUGAACUAUCUGGACAUAUUCAAAGUGAUGAUGUUAAAACAAAUAAUUUCCAGAGUACUAGUUCUUUUCAAGGAGAAGCUGAUUUAACAACAUUUAAACAUGCUGGUGCUGAGACAAUGACUAACAAUCGGGCUGAAAAAAUGACUAAUGCUGUUGCUAAGAUAAUGACUAAUGUUGGUGUUAAGACAAUGAUUAAUGUUGAUGCUAAGACAACGACUCAUGUUAGUGCUGAGACAAACAGGAAAGAACAUGCUCAGAAAGGUGUGAGCCAGGAUACUAGAUAUCAUGUAGGACCGGCUUCUUGCAAGGACACAAACAUUGUCAUAUCAAAACGUCCUCUUCAAAGGGAGGAUCAAAGUGAACAUGGACACUCAUCUCUUGGUACAGACAUGUGCUCAGAGGCAAAAAAUGUCCGCCGAACCCAGCCUGUCUAUGGGGAUCCAGACGAAUUGGAGAAGAUUGUUCACAGUCUUACUCAAGCGAAUGAUAUCUACACAGAAUUUCCAUUCCAGAAACAGUCGAGUGGAAUGCCAGAGGGUUCAACAUCCAUGACCAAUGCGUCGGGAGAGCCAAACUUCGAAAUGGACGUCAAUGAAAUGCGGCGACAGAUCCUUGAAAAAAGUGUUGGAUACAUCCACUUGAAAAUUGUGGAGACUGUGAAAUUCUCAAAACAUAUUCCAGGAUUUCGAGAUCUUGAAAUUGAUGACCAGUCAACCUUGAUUCGAGAAUCACGAACUGAGACUGGUCUUAUCGGAGGAAUGCGGAGUCUUAACCACGGAGCUAAGACAUUCACGCUGCGAGAUUCCAAACAAAGCAUCAACUUUCAAGCCAUGCGGCUAGUCUACAGUGAAGAUUUGCUUAUGUCCAAAUUUAAGCUGUCAAAGAAAAUACUCACACUGAAAUUGAGCAAAUGUGAGGAAGCGUUACUCCGGGCUAUUGCAAUAAUUUCCCCUGAUCGGUGUACUCUCAAAGACCCAGAAGCAGUGGAGCGAAUACAUAACAAGUUGGUUUCCUGUCUGGUCUAUGUGAUAAACAGAGAUACCCCUGGCUGUUUGAAAAGAUUAGGACAUCUUGUUGACAUCCUUAUUGCUCUGCGAGAUGUCACAGAAAUUGAUAUGAAUGAAGUUAAAAACAUUUUUAUGAAGUGGCCAGAAAUUUCCAACUAUGACCUUGUGAAAGAGUUCUUGUGAUUUAGUCAUUAUUUUGUCUUGGACUUUGAGCAGUUUGUUUUUAGUGGCUACAUGCUUUUUGUCUUUCAUUCUGAAUUGCAUUACUUUUGUGUAAUAAAGUAAAAAUAAAAAUAAAUGUCAUUAAUGCUUUUGAAGAAACAAGGAUACCGGUUAUACUUAUUUCAAUUUUCAAAAUGAUGCCAAAAUUCACCAGAUAGUCAGGAUAAAUCUUAUUUUCAAGUUUUUUUUCAGAUUAUGUUUUAAAAUACUGUCAAUUUUCAAGCGUAAUACGAUAAAAUUGGCCCUCGCUGUGUAUUGUGUUACCACGGUGUUUUAACCUCUCAUUCUGUUUUUAUCAUUUUAUCUUAAAGGGACUAGACACCAGAUGCCAAAGCAGCAAAAUCAGUAUUUCCUCAAAACAAGCAUAGAGCUGUCAAUAUAAGCUAGCAUGAGGCCGAUACUACACCAUUUUACAUGAUAAAAAGAAUAUUUUGUUGCUGUUUCAGUUGACCCAUUUUGAAAUGGUGCAUAAUGGUUUUCCAGUUCAUAGUGUUUAUUCUUAACAUGUAUAAGUCAAGUGAUAGUACAGUUACUUAUACCAUCAUGCUAGCUUUGAAUUUACUGCUAUAUUUAUACGUGGUAGACAACCCAGUAAAUUUCGAGUUGGAAAAAUUUGCAAAAUCUGUGAAAGAUACAAAAGUCUUAAGAGACGUGAUGAAUCAGUAAGUAAGAUUAAAUGCAUUGUGCACAACAUUAUCAAUUUUAUUUACGUUUUUGACAAUUUUCUUUUUUUCUUGCAAUUGUAGCAUUUGGUGUCUAGUUCCUUUAAAACUCUUUAUCAGUCUUAUGUAUAAAGGUUCCAGUUUGCAAUUUGGAAGAGUACUAUUAUUAUUCCUCAGUAAUUAAAAUGUGUUUUUUGUUGGAAAACAUUAUCUUGGAUUACCCGUCCUUUUUAUUUUUUUGUAUUUUUUUGCACUGAACAAGGAAGUAUCAAGUUAGAAGUUAAAAUGGAAGAUGAAAAACCACUUCUUAUAAAACAAGGUUUGUAGUAACAAGUGAUCUUAAUUCAAAAACAUGCUGUUUAUGAAGCAGAAAACAUGGCAAAGAAUGAAAGAAUUCUCCACUUUGACCUCUAUUGGACUCAUUAUGGCCUUUUGCUGGGGAUAUCACAUAUACUAUGCUAUACAUAUCAACUGUCAACUGAAUCAUGUAUAGGUCACAUGUUUAUUGUGUCAUUUUAAAUCACUAGUUUUCCAAUAGAAUGAUGAUUGAUUCACACAGGUUGUGUUGUGGAGUGUCUCAUUUUUUAUUGCACACACACGCAACAAAAUUUGAAGGCAGGUGUAUUGGAGUCACCAUACAGUUACAAAAAGUUUUUGGAGCUUAUUUCUACUACUGAUUUUGACGGAUUAUUCUGAAACUUGGUACACAUUAUCACCUUGACGUGAUUUGAACAUGUUUUAUCAGUUUUUCAAGAGUUAUGGCCCUUUUACUACAAAAGUACAUUGGGUAUGUAUGUGGACGCCUUCCACAGUUUAUGAGAGAAUGAUCUGAAACUUAACAGGUAUGAUCAGAAUAAGAGAACUAGUGACUAAUGUAUUUGUCAUCAGUUAGAGCAAUUUGCUUCAAGAAUUAUGAGCCCUUUAACUAAGAUCUACUCUGUUGGUGUAUUGAAGUUAAUAGGGAUUGUUUUGAAACUUUAUUCUUAUUGUCACCAUAAAGUUUAUCAAUGCUUGUCAUAUUUUUUUUUGUUCAGCGACAUAUUCAUAAUUGUUAGUGUUGUGUGCCCCCAUACUUCAAUUUUACUUUACCUAUAUUGGACUUUGUGGCACAAACUUCUCCCACAAUUUUAGAGACUACACUUGGACACCAAUGGAUUACACAUCUUAGAGUUAACUGCCCUUGGUACACAUUAUCACCAUCAUGUGUUGUAGUGCCUGACAUACUUAAUGUGACUAAUGGAUUACACAUCUUAGAGUUACCUGCCCUUGGUACACAUUAGCACCAUGAUGUUUGUAAUGCCUGACAUACUUUUCAUAAGAAAUGACCAUCUCCUCAUAGAGCUAUGUGCCUUAUCAUGAUGUGUUUUAUAAUAAAGUGUAUUUAGAGGCAUGUCGCUGCUCUGAAAAAAAUUCUUGUGUCAGAUUAUGCCUUACCAAAUUGUUUCUAUGUUAGGCAUCCCCGGACGGAUAGGUGUUGGGCUUCAUAUUUGGGGAAAAAACACCAACAUUUUAUAUGAUAAACGCUUUUAAGGAAUAUUUUUUAUUUCCUUUAACUAUGAUUUCAACUACAAAACACUAGUGUAAGGAACAUGUUUAAUACUUUGAACUUGUAUUCUUGGCAUUUUGAUAUCAGAAAAUGAUUCACUCUGUCUGAUUCCCAUGAUCAACACACUUGAGUACAAGUUUUAUUUGAACUCACUUUGCAGUGGAAAUCUAUAUAACAAAUGAGAAUGGUCCAGAAUGGAAUAAGGAGGCUCUGGUGUAUAUGGUUUUAAUAGGAUGCCACUCAUUUAGUAUUUCAGGGGUUUGUUUGUAUUUUUGGGAUAGCUAGAUAGGGUUUCAUAAAGUGUUGAUGCUAAACACGAAAACAAUUAUUUAUGGCCUGAGCUUGGAAACAUUUUUAGGUUAGUCUUAUUGAUUAUGUAUGAAUGUAUACCCUGAUACAUAUUCAAAUAUGUUAUUGAACUCUCAAAUGCGUAUUUUUCAUGUUAAAGUGGGAAUGUUUGUUAUAAACACGGUUUUAUUGUAAAGUUGUGUGUUUAAUGUUGUAUAUUAUUUAUAUUGUGCCUCUGUGUACAUUGUUAUGGGCCGGUGGCCCUACUGCCAAAGCAAAUAAAUGCUUAAAAAACAAGAGAAUGAAUACAAAUGUGAUAAUCUCUAAUGUUAAAUAUCUGAAUUAUGAUUUGGGUUGUUCUAAUUUUUGAAUGUUUAAAAUUAUGGUUUGUUUUAUAAUUUAUUUAAAUACAAAUCACACUUUGAAAUGAUAUUGAUAUCACAAUAGGACUGCACAUAAUAAAAAUAUGACAUUAUGGUUAAUGGGAUGCCCUUAGCAACACAUCAACAAUUCGUUGGUCAGACUUCUAUGGGGUAAAAAAAUUAAAAACUUUUAUAUCUGUUUUUCAGAGUUACAGACCUUUUAUAUUUUUUUAACAUGCAGUGCACAUAGAGAUUCUUGUCUAAAUGCAGUCACCAGAACAUAAUUGCAUUGCUUUCUUUUACCUUGCCUCACUCACAUAACAGUUAAUAAACCCUAGACUGUUCAUUUUUUUUGGAGUUUGUGUUGCAUCUUUACACUAUUUGGCACUUAUAGUCAUGAGCACUUGUGGUGCUUGACAUUAAUAAUUUUCCAAUCGGAUUCAAAAUGGCUGACUGGCAGCCAUAUUGGAUUUUCUCUUAUUUUUGCUUAAAAAAACAAAACAAAAAGAAAUAUUCAUCAUUUCUUACAUUACGCAAGUCAUAUUUCACACACUUUUUAGCAUUCACAUUUUGCCACCAAUUGAUCAUGAAUGAUCUCCUUUUUUCUGUUGUACCAUCUCAGUAACCACUGGCCAGGAUCACUUCGUUUUUUAUUCAUUGAUUCUUAGUGAAUUAAUUUGUAACUUUAUUUUAAACACAUUUGUUUUUUUAACUCUGUUUCAAAGGGGUUUUUGCAUGUGAAAAGUAAUAAAAAAAAUGUGAUAUAUGUGUUCUCUAUGUAUUUUUUGGCUGUAUAAUAAAAUAUGUUGUUGUAUUGUGGUUUAUUUUUAGUUCUUAGUUUUGUGCUCGGGGUAUUUUCUGUUAUUUGGUGUUCCAAAUAUUUCACAAUCUAGACUACAGGGGCCAUGAUUAUGAACAAUCUCAUGUCUGAGUUCAGAUUCAAGCAGCAAAACUGCAGAUCUUCAUUUUAUUGUAACUUUGCUUCUAGAUGGGUAUUGAUGUUGAAAUUUGCUGAAUUUAAUUUCUAGUGAUGUAAUUAAACAAAUGGAAUAAAAAUGAUUCUUUGUAAUUUAAAUAAGUGCUUUUCUGUGUCUUAAUCUAGAAUCAGACUUGUGGCUGUUUAUAAUAAAGGACCUGGAACAACAGAAAACAUGGCUUAAAUAGCAAUGUUGUAUGUCAAAGAGCCUUAAAUAUGAUGUUUUUAAUCCAUUGUUAAAAAUAGAAUAAUCGGCACAAUAAUUCCAGUUACCCCUAAACAUACUGUCUUUAUCUUUUUAAUGUGCGCCAACAAUAAAUACU
Mya arenaria is the source of this 6762-nucleotide messenger RNA. RefSeq lists its product as uncharacterized. Gene Ontology annotation, cellular component: nucleus. Gene Ontology annotation, biological process: regulation of transcription by RNA polymerase II. The record is from RefSeq and is a predicted model, not a curated record. Gene Ontology annotation, molecular function: RNA polymerase II cis-regulatory region sequence-specific DNA binding; nuclear receptor activity. Bases 476 to 2566 code for a protein of 696 amino acids. NCBI's taxonomy places the organism in Eukaryota, Metazoa, Mollusca, Bivalvia, Myida, Myidae. The transcript has 7 exons.